GUUUGUGUUUUUGUUCGUUGAACAUUUUUUUCGAAUUCACAUGUCUCCCGAGCAGCUCGUGAAUGCGGUCGUGCGUCGGCACGGUGGCGAGGAUCACGGCGACGACGGUCAUGCCGACGAGGACGAGCUCCGUACCACCAAGAUUGCCUGUCUGGUUGCGAUUUUCGCGGGCUCCGCGUUUUUCGGUUUCAUUCCCAUGCUGGUGCUUUGGAUUUCCAAGCGUCGCGCUGCAGCACGUGGUGAGGUUGCCAAUCGGUCCGAGUUCAUUUCGCGCCGAGCUGCGCAGGUCGUCAGCUUUUUGAACUGCUUGGCCGGCGGUGUGGUGCUCGGAGUUGCCUUCCACUUGCUGGCUCAUGGCAGCGAAGGUUUUGAGAGCUACUUUGUCUCCCAGGACGACGACGUCAAUGCCGACUAUCCGUUCUCGGGCUUGCUGUGCGCCGCGAGCUUGAUUCUGCUCAUCAUCAUCGAUCGUCGGAUUCUCCAUUCGUUCGGAGGUCACUCGCACUCGAUCCUGCCCGAGAGCUCCACUUCCAAUCACGACCUGCAACUCUCGACGCUGUCUCCCGUCACUACCCGUUCGCAGUUGCUCGCUACGUCCUCCAAUGAUCCUCGUGAGCAGGACAUUGACGACGGCUGCCAUUGUGACGCUGACUGUGCCGACUGUGCCGCGGGAACGUGCAACUGUGGCAUGACUGGCAAAUGCGGUCCGGAAGUCGCCCCCGCCUCUGCUGUUGUCACCGUGCCCGAGCAAUCCAAGAAACCGGUCAGUGAUGUCUCCGAUCAGCCGUCAGCAGUCUCGCACAGCUUGGCAUCCGCGUCCAUCUUUGCCAUCGCUCUGUCCGUCCACUCGCUCUUUGAGGGCUUGGGCAUUGGCGCUGAGUCCAGCUCUACCGGAUUUGCGACCAUUGUUGUGGCAAUGAUUAUGCACAAGAUUGUCGAGGCACUGGCAUUGGGCGCACGUCUGACUUACGCGAACGCGUCUACGCUGCGAGCGUCGCUGAUCAUUAUCGCAUACGCCCUGGUCGCGCCCAUUGGUGUUGGAAUUGGCAUGGGAGCGCAAGAGGGCGUUGAGACCGAGACGAAGGAGCUCACCGAAGGCAUCUUCUUGAGCAUUGCUGCCGGAGCGCUCUUUUACAUUUGCUUGAUUGAGAUCAUCCCGCUUGAGCUGACAUACGUGGCAACCAACCGCGGAGGCAGCGAAAUCUUCUUCUGGGUCAAGGUUGCUGCUCUUCUUGCCGGCUGGGGCUUUAUGAUGGGCAUGGCAUACUAUGCUUAGAGCAAAGCAACAGUCCAUGCACUCCCGAGAAUUCCCCCCCCCCCGCCUCCCUGCUUUGUGUGCACUUGUGCUGUAAAGUGCUGUGUAGCGUGUCGGUACUUGUUUUGAUGUUCGUUUGUGAUUGCAGUUGCAGCGAAACGCUGGCGUCGAGUGCAGCCCGCAUCCCUUUUGAAUGUGAGUGUCAUGUUUAUUUGGUGUUCUAAAUGUUGCAUAUACUUCUCUUCUGAUUCCACA
Molecule: messenger RNA, 1510 nt
Organism: Capsaspora owczarzaki ATCC 30864
Lineage: Eukaryota; Filasterea; Ministeriida; Capsasporidae
Exons: 5
Coding region: 41-1276 (411 amino acids)
Biological process (GO): zinc ion transmembrane transport
Cellular component (GO): membrane
Molecular function (GO): zinc ion transmembrane transporter activity
Source: RefSeq, a predicted model, not a curated record